AUGACAAUCUCAUCAUCAGACGAAAUAUCAUUGAACAACCUAACCUCAAAUAAUGACAAGAUAACACUAAUAUGCCCAUUCCGUAAUUGCUCAACAAAAAUCAUUCAAUAUAAUCCUCAAAAACUUAAAUCAGAAAUAAUUGAAAACGCCCCAUCAUGUAUUGAAAUUGAAAAUUAUCCUGAAGUAAAAGAACCAAAACUUUCAACAAAAACCACCAAAUUUUUCAAAAUAGAUGAUGUUUGGUCAUUUGUUAAUAUUGGAGUAAGUAGACCCUCAGAAAUAUCAAAAGAUCCAAUAAUUAUUUCAACAGAUGAUAAUGAUACUACUACUAAUAAAAUUGAAGAACUCGAAGGAGAUAGUUCUGGUCAAAUCAAAGUUCACAUAGAAAGACUACUUAUUUGUAGUGAAUGUGAUCGAGGUCCAUUAGGUUUUGCUGGAAUUGAAGAUGGUAAAGAGAAUGAUCAUAAGAAUUUGAAAUAUUUUUUGAGUGAAAAUAGUGUAUUAUAUGAUUAUUGA
This is a messenger RNA of Lodderomyces pseudojiufengensis, 516 nucleotides long. Its product is annotated as guanine nucleotide exchange factor. Gene Ontology annotation, cellular component: cytosol; membrane. Gene Ontology annotation, biological process: post-Golgi vesicle-mediated transport; small GTPase-mediated signal transduction. Gene Ontology annotation, molecular function: guanyl-nucleotide exchange factor activity; zinc ion binding. The record is from RefSeq and is a predicted model, not a curated record. The transcript has a single exon. NCBI's taxonomy places the organism in Eukaryota, Fungi, Ascomycota, Pichiomycetes, Serinales, Debaryomycetaceae. The coding region runs from base 1 to 516 and encodes 171 amino acids.